CAGAGCUCGUUCCCGGAUUGGCAGCACUCGUGAAGGGCCCAUGUGGUGCAGUAAAGAGCGGAUCACAAACUUUAGCACUUUAGAACGCUUUCACUUCAUAAAUUGGACUGGUGAAUGUUUUCAAAGGCCGUUUUUCCAACAUGUUGUUAGAAGCCAAGGAUGGUGAAGAAACCGUGGUGUUGAGAGCGGUUGCCGGCUCGGUGCAGGUUCAGGUGGAGCCGGUGGGUCGAUGGUUUGAGGCAUACAUUAGGAGGAGAAACAGGAAUGUGUCAGCCUCAUUUCAGGAGUUGGAGGAAGAGGAAGAAUCCUCAGAGGAAUCAGAGGAUGAGGAGUUCCAGCUUGAGGAGCACCCCAUGCUCCGAACACUCGACCCCAAAGACUGGAAGAAUCAGGAUCACUAUGCCGUCCUUGGGCUCCCACACUUGAGGUACAAAGCGACACAGAAACAAAUCAAAUCUGCUCACAAGGCAAUUGUGUUAAAACAUCACCCCGACAAAAGGAAAGCUGCUGGAGAACAGAUUUCUGAAGGAGACAACGACUACUUCACCUGCAUAACUAAAGCUAUUGAAAUCCUUUCUGAUCCUGUGAAGAGGAGAGCCUUCGACAGUGUCGACCCUACCUUUGACAACGGUGUUCCUUCCAAGGGCGAAGGCAAAGAAAGCUUUUUUGAGGUCUUCUCUCCAGUUUUUGAGAGAAAUGCCAGAUGGUCUUCCAAAAAGCACGUUCCCAAACUUGGAACUGUGGAGUCGUCUUUUGAAGAAGUGGACAAUUUUUACUCCUUUUGGUAUAACUUUGACUCAUGGAGGGAGUUCUCAUAUUUGGAUGAAGAAGAAAAGGAAAAGGCUGAAUGUCGCGAUGAAAGAAGAUGGAUUGAAAAGCAGAACAGGGCUUCCAGAGCUCAGAGGAAGAAGGAAGAGAUGAACAGAAUACGCACACUAGUUGAUACGGCCUACAGCUGUGAUCCUAGAAUAAAGAAAUUCAAGGAGGAAGAAAAGGCGAGGAAAGAGUCUGAGAAGAAAGCCAAAGCCGAAGCCAAGAAGAGGGAGCAGGAGGAAAAAGAGAGGGCACGGCAGGCAGAGCUGGAGGCGAUUCGUCUUGUGAAGGAGAAGGAGGACGAGGAGGCCAGACAGGCAGCCCAACAGGCCAAGAAGGAGAAAGAGAUUCAGAAAAAGGCCAUCAAGAAGGAGAGACAGAAACUCAGAACCACCUGCAAGAACUGGAAUUACUUUGCUGACAAUGAGGCAGAUAGUGUGAAAAUGAUGGAGGAAGUGGAAAAACUCUGUGACCGGCUGGAACUGAUAAGUUUGCAGUCCCUGAAUGAAAUGUUAGCCUCAGGCUCUAAAGAAGAAGGGAAGGCAGCAGUGGAGAAGCAGGUGCAGGAAGUGAAUGACCAGUUGCAGAAAGAAAAGGAGGCGGAAGUUCAGGCCAUGCAGGCAGCUCGUAGUUGUGAGCAGGCCAGCAGUGGAGCUGGAGGUGGAGGAAAGGGCUGGAACGAGGACGACCUUCAGCUUCUUAUCAAAGCAGUCAACCUGUUUCCUGCUGGAACCAAUGCCAGAUGGGAAGUUAUUGCCAAUUACAUGAACUUGCACACCACUACUGGAAUGAAAAGGACAGCCAAAGAUGUCAUCAACAAAGCCAAGAAUCUACAAAGACUUGAUCCACUACAGAAAGAUGAGAUAAACAGAAAAGCCUUUGAGAAGUUUAGGAAGGAACACUCCUCAGUGCCGCCCACUGUAGACAACGCUGCACCUUCAGAGAGAUUUGAUGCAUCUGGCAGUGAAGGGAAUACUGCUCCCUGGACAACAGAAGAACAGAAACUUCUGGAACAAGCCCUGAAAACAUACCCUGUGAGCACCCCUGAACGCUGGGAGAAAAUAGCUGCUGCUGUUCCCGGACGAACCAAGAAAGACUGUAUGAAGAGGUACAAGGAAUUGGUGGAGAUGGUUAAAGCCAAGAAAGCUGCUCAGCAACAAGUGACGGCAAAGAGUAAAAAAUGACAACCACAAAAUAAUAGUAUGUUUGUUAUUUUAAUGUUAUGAUCUUUAUUUUUUAAUAAAAGCUUGGAGACCAUA
Molecule: messenger RNA, 2072 nt
Organism: Cololabis saira (Pacific saury)
Lineage: Eukaryota; Metazoa; Chordata; Actinopteri; Beloniformes; Belonidae
Gene: dnajc2
Product: DnaJ (Hsp40) homolog, subfamily C, member 2
Exons: 16
Coding region: 141-1997 (618 amino acids)
Biological process (GO): regulation of translational fidelity; 'de novo' cotranslational protein folding
Cellular component (GO): cytosol
Molecular function (GO): ribosome binding; Hsp70 protein binding
Source: RefSeq, a predicted model, not a curated record